AGCUUCAUAUAUAGAUAUGCCUUCGUGAUUUUGUUUCUGGAUUAGUCUUAAGAGGAUGAGCUAUUUUGAGCUCUUUUAUUGAGGUAGAAAUUAAUUCAUUUUGGGUUUAUAAUCUUGAAACUCCUGAUGAAGUUCUACAUCUACUCUCCAAAGGCCCUGUCUCUUGAUUUCCAGAUCCAAGAGAAGGAGGGUAAAAUUGCAGAGAUGAAUGCAGCUUCCACUGGUGAAGCAAUAAAACUUAGAGCAAUACUGGGCUUGAAAACCACUAUCGUUGAAGGGGUCAUAGUUGGAGGGACAUGUGUAAAUAGGUGUUAUGUUCCUUCCAAAGCCCUUCUAGCUAUGUGUGGUCUCAUGCGGGUGCUGCAUAAUGAACACAAUCUGAAGUCUUUUGGUCUAUAG
Capsicum annuum is the source of this 399-nucleotide messenger RNA. Its product is annotated as dihydrolipoyl dehydrogenase 2, chloroplastic-like. The transcript is spliced from 3 exons. The coding region runs from base 127 to 399 and encodes 90 amino acids. The record is from RefSeq and is a predicted model, not a curated record. Lineage: Eukaryota; Viridiplantae; Streptophyta; Magnoliopsida; Solanales; Solanaceae.